AGAWGGARUCAAAAMGAGUCAACARAAUCAAUCAUUUUUCCUAAUGACAAACCUACGUCURAUGUUAGUCAGCUACGUCACUCCAGAACGAUUUAACAUAUCAACGGCAACAGAAAAUUUAAAGAGAGGUUUGUCAUUCUCAGUUGAGGACUGGAGCAUUCAGGCAGCUUGUUAUUGCAGCGGACAAGCAUCAACUUGCCAGAAUGAUACUCACUGUGUAUGCGAGAGAAACACGGCUGGACGAAACUGUGAGAAAUGUUUGCCUCUCUUCAAUAACAGACCCUAUGAAAUAUGGAAAGAAUGUCAAGAUUGCGGUUGCAAUAAUCAUGCGCAAAGCUGUCAUUACAAUGCAACCAAGGGGCAUGGAGUCUGUGAUAAUUGUGCUCAUAACACCACUGGGGACAAAUGCCAGCUAUGCAAAGUAGAAAACUAUAGGAAUGGUGCAGUCAUGAAGAACCACUCGSAGACAUGCCUACCAUGUGGAUGUGACCUUAACGGUGUACCCAACGUAUGGAAUCGUACACACUGCCAUCUCAUGACAGGACAGUGCCAGUGUAAGCAAAGGGUACAUGGAAGAGCAUGUGAUACAUGCAAACCAACAUAUUGGAAUCUGAAGGAUACUAAUUCACUUGGCUGUGAAGAAUGCAAUUGUUCCGACAUAGGAACUAUGAAUGCCUCUCAGCUAUGCAAUGCUGCAAAUAAUGGGCAGUGCCCCUGCAAAGCAAAUGUUGAUGGUCGAACCUGCAAUAAAUGCAAGGAUGGGUACUACAAUCUAACUGCUCAUAAUCCCCAUGGAUGCUUAGCGUGUAACUGCCAUUUGGCUGGAUCUGUUGGUGUUUCAUGUAACUCUACAGGUGGAUGYUCCUGCCGUCCAAAAUUUUACGGACUGAAAUGUGAAAAACUUGAAGAAGGUUUUUACGCGGCUGGUCAUUCCGACUUGAGUUUUGAAGCAGAAGAUGCAAGUUUUGAACCAAAACAGGAAUACGUCAAAUAURCAGUUUAUGACUCUCAGCAAACAUUGACUGUUGGCGUUACUUUGAUGGAAAGCAAUGACGUUGCAAAUCCAACUAAAAUGGAAUUGAUGGCUAAGCUUCCAACAACAGCCUUUUACUCACCCUUUACCAGAUAUAUGACAUCGUCGGACUGGUACAACGUGAAGAUCACUUUGGAGCUUCGCUCUAUAUUUACUCCAUUCUCCUGCGAUGGAGGAAAGACGAACAUUACGAGAAACAAACCUUAUGUGUUCCUUGCCAAUGCUUCAGCGGCAAGCGAAUCUGUCACCUUUGCCAGUGGUAUCUGUUUACGAAGUGGUGAAUACUCUGUAGUUCUUGAGCUUACACCGGGUAGUUCUGGAGGUAAMAAGAAUGCAACGAUAACGCUUGAUUCGGUGGGAUUUAUUCCAACUGUUUCAAUGUACGAUCUGUAUAAAUUCGUGGGCGAGGAAAUKCAGAAAAACAUCUCGUUUUACUACAAACAAGCGCUUUCUGGAGCCAGAUCUUGGUCAAUGCACUCGAGGUAUGGUUGUCAAGCUCUGUCUGGAUUUUAUGGGUACAUUUUCGGUGAAGGUCAAGCAUGUUCGUGUAACGCAACUGGCAGCAACAACCCUGAUGUGUGUGACCAGUGUGGUGGACAAUGUUCCUGUAAGCCAAACGUUAUUCGACGAACGUGUGACAGAUGCAGACCUGACUACUUCAAUUUUACUUCCGGCUAUGGAUGCCAAGCUUGCUUAUGUCACGCAAAGGGUUCAAAUCGUACUUCGUGUCACGCAACAACAGGCCAGUGUGACUGUAAAGCCAACGUUAUCAACAGGCAAUGUUCAGCAUGUAAACCAARUUACUACAAUCUUAAUAGUGRAAAUGGGUGUUUACCAUGUAACUGUAUGGCUGAUUAUUCKAUGAGUCUGCAGUGUCACGCAGAUACUGGUGUUUGCUCAUGUAAACAAGGAGUUGGAGGAACAAAAUGUACAGAAUGUAAAGAUACGUUCUACAACCUAACUACAGAAGGAUGUACAGAAUGCAACUGUAAUGACGCUGGUAGUCACAACCUUACUUGUCAUAAGACAUCAGGGAAGUGUUUCUGUAAAGAGCAUUCAAUGGGAAGGACUUGCGACAGAUGCCCUGGUGGUUACUAUGGAUUAGGGUCAUCACACCCUAAAGGCUGUCUUCAGUGUCAGUGUUCUAACAAGACCAGUAAUUGUAGUACCGCAGAAGGCUGGAAAGAUACUGAGGUUUCUAGCAGUUUUGUAUUAAAUUCAAACUUCGCAGGCUCGGAUGGAUGGCUCGUAAAAAGUGCUGAUGGACAAACACUGGAAACUCCACCUUGGAAGGUCGAACCUUCAUUGUCUGCAGGUUUAGUAAAUAAUUUUAUGGGAUUUAUCCGAACGAAAGCUAGCGAUGAACGGUACUUUUCUGCUCCAGCAAAGUACGUCAAAGAAGGAAGAUUUGCGUACACGUACACRAUGUCCUUCAGGCUUAGACAAGAUAAUCACACCUCUCCCGAGAAUUCUAUAAAGGGCGAUGUCAUUCUAAAAGGAAAAGGAUUUAAUCAGCCGAUCGUUUAUCGAUUACCAUCACCUCCUGUUUCAACAAGGUUUACGGCAUACACGAUCAAAUUCAUCGAAAGUGAUUGGUUCGUUAACACUACACAAGGACGACGCCCUACGAGCAGUGAGAUUGUAGCAGUUUUAAGUACCUUGGAGUACAUCUACAUUAGAGCAAAGUGGUCGACACUAACGGACAAAGUGACACGUCUUGCGGACAUAAAAAUGAAAUUCAGCAACAAAACCAACCAAGGAAAAACCGCAUACAACGUUGAAACCUGUAACUGCCCUAAUGAAUAUCAGGGACAGUUCUGUGAACGCUGUGCCCCAGGAUUCACAAGAGCCACGCCCAAUGGGGGUGCUUACGUUGAUUGUGUACCAUGCAACUGCAAUGGACACUCCGCUACCUGUGAUCCGGAGUCUGGAGUGUGUUCAGGCUGUCAGCACAAUACCACAGGAAAACACUGUGAACUUUGUGCUGAUGGUCUCUAUGGAAAGGCAACCCAUGGUACAGCCAAUGACUGUAAGCCAUGCCCAUGCCCUGGCGGUCCCUUCUCAACCAAUCAGUUCUCACCAACCUGUAUUCUGGGCGGUGAUGGAAACCCUACUUGUAAUAACUGUACAGAAGGACACCAUGGAAGACGCUGUGAGAAGUGUACAAAUGGCUACUUUGGUUCACCAAUGGAUGCUAAUGGCAAAUGUCGCAAAUGUAACUGUAACGGCAACGUGGACGCAAACAUUGAAGGGAACUGUAACACAACGACAGGAGAGUGUAGCAACUGCGGCUACAACACCACUGGAUCCAACUGUGAGAAGUGCGCUCCUAAUUACUAUGGCAACGCUCUAAACAGAACUUGUUCAGUUUGCAAGUGCGAUAAGACAGGCACACGAACUGGAGUACCAUGUAAUCACACCACUGGCCAGUGCGCAUGUCUGCCACACGUCACGGGCAAGUCAUGUGACCGUUGUGAAGCAAAUGCAUUUAAUUUCUCAAGUGGUUUGGGAUGCUCGAUGUGUAAUUGUCAUCUUAAUGGUGCCAAUAAGACGCAGUGUAAUGAGACAACUGGUGUAUGUGAAUGUAGGACCAACGUUGAAGGUGACAAAUGCGACAGUUGUGUUCCUGGUUUUUACGGAGUACAUCUUUCACCACCGUGUCAGGAGUGCAACUGCAGCAGUAAUAACACGCUCAAUAAUACAGAUUGUGAUGUCGUUACUGGUCAGUGUCAGUGCAAAGUUAGUCUAGGUGGUGCCAAAUAUGGUGGACGACAGUGUGACCGCUGUGCAGAUCGUAGUGUCGGUGAGCCUGAUAACUGCAGACAGUGUAGCGAUGGUGGAAAAUGCUUUGACAAAUGGUACGACUUGAUCCAAGUGGAAUCUAACAAAGUGAACAGCCUGGAACACAAUGUCACUGAAAUGUUGAAGGCAUUUGGAGGUUCUUCGGUUACUGUCGAUAGUAUUAAUAAAACUAUACAAGAACUGAAUAAGAAUUUAUCCUACGCUGAUGGCGUGUUUAAUGGCGCUCAGUAUAACACUAAAGAUAAACAAGAACAGAUCAAUAGAAUCCAAGCAUCAAUUGACGACUUACAUCGACGGCUUAACGAAUCUAGUCGAAUCAUCAACGAUGCUAACAGCUAUAUCAAGUCAACGGUCGAGGGCUUCAAUGGCACGGUGAUGGUCAUGAAACUCGAUCAAUCAGGACCUGAGCUUGACAACACCGGUUCCGUCGUGUUUGCUGAUUAUUCGACGCUUAUGGCAAUGGCAGUGACGUAUCGAAACAGAAUUGUAAAAUUGAACGAAACUGGACACGAAUCGUUCAGAAAUAUCUCAACGAAAUAUGAAGCGAUCAAGCUUGCGAAUGAAACCGCUGCUCAAGCUGCACAAAAUAUUAGUAACGCAAUGAAACAACUCACCCAAGUCUCCUUGCGGCGGACUGAAGUUGAAGAGAGACUGGGUUCAACGUUUCAAGCCGAGUUGCAAAACAGUAGUGCAAUUCUUGAUGAAAUAAAAAAAUGCAGUGACGAAAUCAAGAAGUUGCUUACUUCAGCUAUUGCACUAGGAAAUAACGCCACUUCAACCGUUAACGAGGCAGAAACGAUUGCAAAGAACGCCAAUACAACUGUACACCAAAGGAAACUAGAAGCUGAAAAAGCAUUAGCUGAUGCAAACAACGCACUAUCAAGUGCUAAUAAGUCGAGGGAAAAUGCCACUAACGCACGGAAUAUGGCCGCGCAGUUUAAGGUCAACGCUUCUGCUGUUCUGGCAGACUCACAAGCAGCCCUGAAAAACGUCACUGAUGGUAUAAAUACAAUGGCAAAGGCCAUGAACCAGUCACGUGACUCGCAAGUCAUUGCUGAUAGGGUAACUGGAAUGGUUAUGCCUGUUUCCUUGGAUACCAUCAAGGGAUUAACCAAUGAAAUCAAAGAUAUUAAAGUGGAUGAAGCGCUUAUUAACAAAACUUAUGAGGGAGCUGAUGACGGACUGAAAAAGGCUCAAGAAGUCGAGAAAUUGUCUAAUAAAGCCAUAGAAACAGCCCGGAAAACCCUGGAUGAGGUCCAGAGGAUUGAAAAGUCCAUCAAGAGCUCGAACGAAUUACGAAAUGAAACAGUAAAUAUGCAGAAACAGACUGACGAGAAGGUCAAGCAAAUUGAAAACAUCACUCGAGCGAUAGAGGACAGGUUUGGAAAUGCGUCAAUGAUUGGUAAAGAAACUCUUCAGUUAAUCAACAAGACAAUAGAUACUGUCGACGAAAGCCUGAAUUGCUUUAAUGCAUCUAAAAGAACAGUUGAGGCAGCGGUUGUCAGAGCGGAGAAAGCCUACAAUCUGAGUCUAACAGCUGAAAAGUUGAACGAAACUGUAAAUGCAAACAUCACAAAGCUAGCACAAAUGGUCGAACCUUUGGCAGCCAUCGCCCAAGCCAACUACACAAGUAUAGUCAAGGCUUAUAACGAUUCUGUACAACUAUAUAAAGAUGUCAAUCAGGCAGAAGUACUUCUGGACGAAUACAUCAAACAGCGAAAAGAAAUGGAAACCCUUCAAAAUGAAACACUAUCCUUAGAAAAAGAACUGGAUCUUCUUAUAAAAGACUUUGGAGAACAAGAAAAGAAAUACAGUUCGUGUCGUGAACCAUAACACGUGACCACUUCUCAAGUUGAUUGACGUUGAAUACUUUGAUUGAAGUCUGAAUCUAAGCAUUCAGCCUGAUGGUCCUUACUAGCCAGCUACGUGACCAACACAGAUUUUUACGCCGAGUGUAAAUAUAAGACAAUUCUCUGUUGAUUGGAAGGCAAGGGUCAGUGAAGGGCUCUAAGAAUGUUCGUAGCAUUAAUGUAGUUAGAUAUAUAUUUUGCGCUUUUCUAUUUUCAAGAAAAUAAUUUUAAGAACAUUUUGAUUCGUCUUCAUUAAGUAGACGCAAAUUUCGUACGCGCGGAGUCUUUACGCGCCCUCCAUACAGGGUGCGCGCCCAGAACCCUCAACGUCUGAAAUCUGAGCACUCAAGGUGAUUAUAAAAAAAGAAAUAUAUUUCCAUUUCAUGAUAAUUUGAGAAUCAUGAUAUUAAUUUCUUAGUACGUUUUUAUGUUUGUUUUAAAGCAACUUUUUCUGUUUAUACUCGUAUUGCAAGGAGCUCAUAGGAGAAACUGGAGACCAUUAGUGUUUCAUUGAGGAAGAAAGUCACUUUGUUGAGUGAGAUUCUAUUGACAUACUUGUAUAUGUCUUCAUGAUAUUUUUAAAUUCAAUUGAACAGAUAAUACAUAAACGUAACUCAUGUCACUCAUGUGGGUUGUCUUGUCAAUUCGAUGCAUGCGGAUACCUUUAAAAAUUUGGCACUAAAUUCCUUCAAUUGCAUGAUGAGAAGUUUAUAAUUGCAUUGCAUGAUGGGAAGUUAAAAAUUCCAUUGCAUUAUGGGAAGUUAAAAAUUCCAUUGCAUUGCAUUAUGGGAAUUUUUUCAAAUUUCAUUUCAUUGUAUGAUGGGAAGUUUGAAACUCGAUUUCAUUAAGUUUUAAAGGUGACCUCAUCGUAGGUUUUUAUACGCAUAUACAAUGGGAUCAUAUUCCCUACAAAAUAUAGUGUGAAAAUAUUGUAAAUAAUAUAAUAUUUAUGAACUGCUUCGUAGCUUUGCUAUGUAGAUUAAUAUAAAUAACAGCUAUGAAGAGUUAGAAAUUGUAUAAUUGAAAUGAUUAUUCUCAAAGUAAUGAUUAUUUUUAAUAAUGCUAAAAGUGACAUUAAGUGGCUUAAAAGACGACGUUUAUAUGCGUUGUGUAUUCACCUUACGUGAUAAAAACGCUAGCUGUUACGUGCGUUAAAUGGUUACUUCACGUGAAAGGAAUGUCAAGUAUUGCUGGAUGUUCUGAGGAUUGUACACUUCACAUGUCCGCUUGAUUUUUAUACUUGAAUGAAAUAAAAAAAUGAACUUUUGUAA
This is a messenger RNA of Exaiptasia diaphana, 6956 nucleotides long. RefSeq names its product laminin subunit alpha. The coding region runs from base 44 to 5668 and encodes 1874 amino acids. The record is from RefSeq and is a predicted model, not a curated record. The transcript has 27 exons. NCBI's taxonomy places the organism in Eukaryota, Metazoa, Cnidaria, Anthozoa, Actiniaria, Aiptasiidae.